Molecule: messenger RNA, 7113 nt
Organism: Tachysurus fulvidraco (yellow catfish)
Lineage: Eukaryota; Metazoa; Chordata; Actinopteri; Siluriformes; Bagridae
Gene: col14a1a
Product: collagen, type XIV, alpha 1a
Exons: 48
Coding region: 84-5480 (1798 amino acids)
Cellular component (GO): interstitial matrix
Molecular function (GO): protein binding
Source: RefSeq, a predicted model, not a curated record
UAACUGUUCACGCGCGUUUUUUCCCUCGCUGAGCUCGAGCGAGGAUGAAGCGAGGUGAAGUACUGAGGAGCUGAGGAGGAGACAUGGAUAAGUACAGAAGAGGCUUGCUGUCUCGCUCGUCUGAAGGAAUGCAGGUAGUCAGACCGAGAAUGACCGUGUGGUGGCUGCUAAUAAUCCUGGCACUGGUGCAAUUUCCAGAACCUACAAAGGGGCAAAUUGCAGGCCCACGAAGACUACGAUUUAAAGUCAUGGGUCCUGGCAAGUUGCAUGUGUUAUGGAAAGAGCCAAAGGGAGAACACGAUGGCUAUAGAUUUAUAUACAGCAGUGAGCCAGACGGAGAGAGGAAUGAGCUUCGAAUUGGAAAGGGUCAAACCAAGGCGAUAAUAAAUGACUUCAAUCCCAUGAAGGAGUACACAGUCAAGGUUAUAGCUGUGAGUGGAAGUCAACAGAGCAGAGCACUUGAAGGAAGCUUUGCAGCUCAGGCCCAUGAAUUUGAUAGAGAAAACACUCAACCACAGAGAAUAAAGGAGAUGCCUACAGAGGAUGGUUCUGAACUAUCAGGAGUGGAUCAGUUUGUGUGCACCACAUCUGCACAUGCUGAUAUUGUCAUCCUGGUAGAUGGCUCGUGGAGUAUCGGAAGGCUCAAUUUCCGUCUGGUGCGCACAUUCCUGGAAAACCUGGUUAAUGCUUUUGAUGUGGGAAUUGAUAAAACCCGUAUAGGACUGGCCCAGUACAGUGGAGAUCCCAGGGUUGAGUGGCACCUCAAUGCCUUUACCACUAAAGAGUCUGUCAUUGAUGCUGUCAAAAGCCUGCCAUACAAAGGAGGAAACACACUCACAGGUUUGGCCCUUACCUACAUUCUGAAGAACAGCUUCAAACCAGAAUCUGGUUCUCGAAGCAACGUUCCUAAAAUUGGGAUCCUGGUCACUGAUGGUAAAUCUCAGGAUGCUGUUGACGUUCCUGCGCAGAGCUUGAAGGAUGCUGGUGUUGAACUCUUUGCCAUUGGAGUAAAGAAUGCAGAUGAAAAUGAGCUGAAGGUCAUCGCCUCUGAGCCACAUGAUACACACACCUACAACGUAGCUGACUUCAGCAUCAUGAAUACUAUAGUGGAGGGACUGACCAAGACUGUCUGCGAGGGAGUACAGCAACAAGAGAAAGACAUUAAAAGAGAUUCAGUCCCUGACGAUCCGCUAUACUAUCCUCAGGACUUGGUGACCUCUGAAGUGACAGCGCGAAGUUUCCGUGUGUCCUGGAGACAUGCACCAGACAGUGUUCUGAAGUACCGUGUGGUUUACUAUCCCAGCAAAGGAGGUCGGCCAGAAGAAGUUGUGGUGGACGGCACAGAGACUACGGCUGUGCUGAAAGACCUCAGCUCGCUGACCGAGUAUGAGAUUGCUGUGUUUGCUGUGUACGCUACCUCGGCCAGUGAGGCCCUGAGGGGCAGUGAGACCACACUGGCUCUGCCUAUGGUCAGUGGUCUGGAGCUGUAUGAUGUGACCCACAGUACCAUGCAUGCUCGAUGGAGGUCUACAGAUGGGGCUUCUGGGUACAUGAUUGUGUAUGCACCUAUAAGCAGUGAAACUGCUGAUGAGACUGAGGUCAAAGUAGCAGACACUGUGACAGACUUUAGACUUGUGGGUUUAAGUCCGGAUACAGAGUACACAGUGACAGUGUAUGCCAUGUUUGGAGAUGAAGCCAGUGAUCCUGCUACCGUGCAGGCAAACACCUUGCCUUUGAGGGCUCCUCGUAAUCUUCGAGUCACAGAGUUGGACCACAACUCGGUGCGACUCAACUGGGAUGCGCCAUCAAGCACAGUCAAAAGCUAUCGCCUGAAGUAUGCCAAAAGUAAUGGUGAACAAACUAAUGAGGUUGAAACAGGUCCAGUGUCUAACGUGUACUUGAGGAACCUGGCCUCCCAAACAGAGUACACAGUGUCUGUGUUUGCUGUGUAUGAUGAGGAUCAGUCAGAACCCUUAAAAGGAAUCUUCACCACAAAACUCGUUCCAGCUCCACGGACCAUUAAAAUUGAUGAAGUGACCCCAGAUAGUUUCCAGGUGAGCUGGACACAGCCAGGGGACGGCGUGGAGUUUUAUAAACUCACCUGGAGACCCUUUGGAGGAGGAGAUGCUAAAGAGAUGGUUGUACCAGGCAGCAUUAAUACCCAUGUGGUGAAUGAUCUUUCUCCUCUUACUGAGUAUGAAGUGCUGCUGUCUGCUAUCUACAGUGAUGAGGCUGAGAGCAGUGCCGUACCUGCAUUAGAGACUACAUUGCCCAUGCCUGCUACUACGGCCUUCCCCUCUACAUCCCCACCAGUGACACGGCUGGGUGUGACCAACCUGCGGGUGGACGAUGAAACCACAUACAGUCUGCAGGUCAGCUGGGGCAUGGACGAUGCAGAUGUUGAGAUGUACAGAGUGACCUAUGUCAGUCAGAGAGGAGACCGUGCAGAAGAAUCGGUGCUAGUCCCAGGCAAUAGAAAGAGUGUGAUGUUGCAGCCUCUUCUCUCAGACACAGAAUACAAGAUCACAGUUAACCCUAUUUAUCCAGAGGGAGAAGAUCCAGAGGGCGCAUUCUCUCUGUCCUCUAUUGGACGUACACUACAACUGACUGCACCAAGCAACCUGAGGGUGUCUGAGGAAUGGUACAACCGCUUUCGCCUAACCUGGGACACACCGUCUUCACACACCAUGGGCUACAGGAUCAUCUACCAGCCUACUUCUGUGUCGGGUCCUGCUCUGGAGACAUUUGUAGGAGAAGAUGUGAACACACUGCUGAUCCUCAACCUGCUGACUGGCACUGAAUACAGCGUUAAGGUCAUUUCUUCAUACACAACAGGCUCUAGUGAGCCUCUAACUGGCACAGCAAGGACACUGUUUCUGGGAGUCAGUGGCCUCGGUACGUACCAGGUGCGGAUGAACAGCAUGUGUGCACAGUGGCAGCCUGUCAGCCAGGCCUCCCUCUACAGGGUCAUCAUCGAGUCACUGCUCAAUGGUCACAAAGAGGAGCACAGAGUAAGUGGUGGUGCCUCCAGGCAGUGUUUCUUCAACCUGUCGCCUAACUUGCAGUACAAGAUCAGCGUCUACACACAGCUAGAGAACAUGGAGGGCCCUGCUGUCACCAUCGUGGACACCACACUACCAGCUCCAACCCAGCCACCGCCUCCACCUCCCACCACGGCCCAAGUUCCCACCAUCCCAUCAGCUAAAGAAGUUUGUAAAGCAGCCAAAGCAGAGUUGGUGUUCUUGGUAGACGGUUCCUGGAGCAUAGGAGAUGACAACUUCCAGAAGAUCAUCCGCUUUCUAUACAGCACCACUGGGGCUUUGGAUAUCAUUGGUCCCGAAGGAACACAGGUGGCCAUCGUUCAGUUCAGCGAUGAUGCCAGGACUGAGUUCAAGCUCAGCUCCUACAGGGACAAGGAGUCUCUGCUGGAUGCUGUACAGCGCAUCACCUAUAAGGGAGGAAACACCAAAACAGGUCGAGCCAUUAAACACGUGAAGGAGAGCAUCUUUACAGAAGAGUCUGGUGUGAGGAGGGGAAUUCCCAAAGUCCUGGUUGUGCUCACAGAUGGCCGCUCACAAGACGACGUUAACAAGAUCUCCAAAGACCUGCAAACAGAAGGUUACAUCAUCUUUGCCAUUGGCUUUGCUGAUGCGGAUUACGGGGAGCUGGUGAACAUUGCAAGCAAGCCUAGCGAGAAACAUGUCUUCUUUGUAGACGAUCUGGAUGCAGUCAAUAAAAUCGAAGAGCAGCUCAUAACAUUUGUUUGUGAGGCAGCAACAGCAACUUGUCCGUCUUUGCUGAUAAGUGGGAAUACCUUGGCAGGUUUCCGUAUGAUGGAGAUGUUUGGGAUGGUGGAGAAAGACUACAGUAAUGUGCAGGGUGUUUCCAUGGAGCCUGGAACUUUCAACAGUUUCCCCUGCUACAGGCUGCAUAAGGAUGCUCUCAUCUCACAACCAACCAAAUAUCUGCACCCUGAGGGACUUCCUUCUGACUACACCGUGUCAGUGCUGUUCCGCAUCCUGCCUGAAACUCCUCAGGAGGCCUUUGCAUUGUGGGAAGUUCUCAAUAAAGCCAAUGAACCCCUGGUGGGUCUCAUCCUGGACAAUGGUGGGAAAACGUUGACAUUCUUUAACUAUGACUACAAGGGUGAUUUCCAGACAGUGACCUUUGAAGGACCUGACAUCAGAAAAAUCUUUUAUGGUAGUUUUCACAAGCUUCAUGUGGCAAUCAGCAAGACCUCUGCAAAGGUAGUGAUUGACUGUAAGAUAGUUGGUGAGAAGCCCAUCAGCGCUGCCGGGAACAUCACCACAGAUGGACUGGAGGUUCUGGGACGAAUGGUACGCUCGCGUGGCAGCAGGGACAACUCAGCAUCGUUUCAGCUUCAGAUGUUUGAUAUUGUCUGCAGUACAUCAUGGGCCAGCCGAGAUAAAUGCUGUGAGCUCCCAGGCUUGAGAGUAGAGAAAGAUUGCCCUGCUCUGCCUCAUGCGUGCACCUGCUCUCAGGACAGUAAAGGACCACCUGGACCCUCGGGACCUCCAGGUGGUCCCGGUGUAAGAGGGUCAAGAGGAGACCGAGGGGAACCAGGCUCAGCGGGACCUCAAGGGCCAACCGGUGAAAUUGGACCUCCAGGACCUCAGGGACCUCCUGGACCACAGGGGCCAAGUGGACUCUCUAUCCAAGGACCACCAGGACCUACAGGAGAAAAAGGAGAAAAGGGUGACUCAGGUCUGCCAGGUCCUCAGGGUGUGCCAGGAGCCAGUGGAGGACCCGGCAGAGACGGCCCACCAGGACAGAGGGGUUUGCCUGGGAAAAAUGGACCACAGGGGCAACAGGGCCCACCAGGACCAAUUGGCAGUCCAGGUGCUCCUGGAGCUCAAGGAACCACUGGACCCAAAGGAUCACAUGGUGAUCAUGGACCACCUGGUAUUCCUGGUUCCAAAGGCGAGCGAGGAGAAAGGGGCGACAUGCAGUCUCAGGCAGUUGUCCGCUCUAUAGCACGGCAAGUGUGUGAGCAAUUAAUUCAGAGCCACUUGUCUCGCUACAACUCAAUCCUGAAUCAGAUCCCUAGUCAGUCUGUAGUCCGGACAGUGCCGGGCCCUCCAGGGGAACCAGGUCGUCAGGGCUCUCCGGGGCCACAGGGAGAACAGGGGCCUCCAGGCAGACCAGGCUUCCCCGGAGGUAAUGGACUAAGUGGCCAGCCAGGAGAGAGAGGGCUCCCAGGAGAGAAAGGAGAGAAAGGCAGUCCAGGUGUGGGGACACAGGGACCUCGUGGCCUCCCAGGACCUCCAGGCCCUUCCGGUGAGGGUCGCACAGGAAGCCAGGGUCCUCCAGGCAGGCCUGGAUCUCAGGGCACUCCAGGUCGCCCUGGAAGUCCUGGAAACUCUGGCCCUGCUGGACCACCAGGUUACUGCGACCAGAACGCCUGCUUAGGGUACAACAUAGGAGGGCAAGGCGAAGUGCAGUAUGAGAAUGACUACUGAGAGGCAUUCUCUGAAACUCUGCUGCCAUUUCUCUUUUCCCUUUAUCCCUCCAUCCCUCCAUUCUCUAACUUUGGCAAAAAAAGACUGUGCCUAGGGAAAGACUUGUCUACAACCCCCAAGCUUCCAUAUUAUAUAAUCCCAUAUUCCCCCACUUCUGAAGAUCACCACCACUACACAGCAAAGGUCAUGCAUGCCUAUUCACACAAAUCCAUCCAGCUUUCUUUGUUGUCCCUUCUCUUCCUCUUUCUCCCCCUCUUUCUCUCACUCUCUCUCUGUCUCUGGACUGGAAAGUUUUUGACAGUCAUAUCUGAUGGCCCUUCACCAGAAAGCCAUAAUUUCUCAUGCUCGUCUUCUGCUUCCAGUUUUCUCUAACACUGUGACUUUAUCUCUCUGCUGCUUUCCUCUGACGCUAACCCAAUGGCUACUUUCUUGGUGGUGGUGAAUGACAUAGACAGAGGAAAAAUGGAUGACCAACACAAUUCCCCAAUCUUCCCAUAGUACAACAGUUACCUCCCAGUUCCUACCAAAACUACGGGCCCACCGACACAAAUGACGAAGAGCAGGAGGAGGAGGAAGAGGACCCGUACGGUGGAUACCGCCGCUACCCACCCCAGUACUACCAGCCCAACUAUCCCAACCCUCGUGUUGCCCAACCUGGCACUGCUUCUUCCGGUGCCAUGAUGAGGGAGCGAGGCACACACCGCUUCUCCCGUAGCCUGAAUGAGAAGAGUGGAGCUCAGUCCACAACACAGGAAGAGGAUAAAUCUGCACACUGACAGCCCAAUCCACAAAUACACACUUAAUAUUACGCAAGUGUCCAGUAGGAUAGCAUUAAGUGAAUGGUAAUUGGAAAGUGCCUGAUGAGGGUGGGUAGUAUGGAGGGAGUGCAGUAAACCCAUACUGUGCCCACAGACCUUCACUGACUUUUUUCUUUGUAAAAGUGCAUGCAGUCAAACAAAAACACAACAAAGGUCAAAUAAUGCAGUGGAUUUGUAUUAGUUGUCCUUUUGGGGAAAAAACAUUGGAUUUGUACAGUUUGUGUAAUUGUUUUUAUAAUAAAAAUGGAGAUUGAAUCAAAACUUCCACGUUUGCUUGUCCACGAUUUUAAUGUUCCUGUCAUGUUAUAGUCAUUUAUUUAUGGAAAGUUGAAUCCUUGGCAGUACCGGACAAUAUAAAAACAAUAUUGAACCACGCUGGCACUGACACUUAAUGACACUUGAUAAACGCUAUACAUAAUGUCUAGAAAGUGAUUGUACAAUCACAUGUCAAUGUGAAUUUCCUGUGGAUUUGACCGUUAAAGGAUAAACGUUAUACAGUAUGUGGGGAUUCAUUUGUUUUUGUUUUGUUUUAAUACAAGAGCUCAGACUGGAAAUCCUUUUCUGUCUUUCUCUGUGUACGUAUGUGCUUGUCCUAUGGGCCUAUUCACUGUGGAAGAGUGUUGAAUAGUUAGGCCUGUGGUCUACUGUCCUCUCAGAAUGAAACAAACUGUGUGCGCUGAACAGGUGCCGGAGGAAUGGCUCACUACCAAACUUUUGAAGCGGAAAAGUAACUUAUUUUUACUUUGUUUUUGUAACCAAUAAAACUGUAAUAUGACCACGUGAUGUCUUAUCUGUUCUUUGUUACUUUUUUUUUU